Arachis duranensis is the source of this 913-nucleotide messenger RNA. Its product is annotated as thioredoxin H-type. NCBI's taxonomy places the organism in Eukaryota, Viridiplantae, Streptophyta, Magnoliopsida, Fabales, Fabaceae. The record is from RefSeq and is a predicted model, not a curated record. Bases 338 to 766 code for a protein of 142 amino acids. The transcript has 5 exons.
UGUAUGCUUUAGGUGUCAUCAACUUAUCCUUCUUCGUCUUGUUUAAUUUAAUUAUUACUAUAAAUAAAUAACUUGGUCUGAAAAAUUUAACGCUCUAUAGUAUUAUCCAAAAAAUUCAUUGAUAAUAAUGGAAGACGUCAUGAUGAAACGCUCUAAAUCAUCAUCAUCAUCAUCUUCCAGCUAAUGUUGUUUACAGCUUAGUCUCCAAAUACACCAAUUGUGUUCUUAGCUCCUUUCCUUUUCAGUAAAACCUAAAAAUUGGGGUUUCCAAGCGAUCUCGAAUCUCAAUUUUCGAGGCUUAACUAAAUUUUACAACUUUUGGCUUCAGCACAAUUAAAUGGGGCUUUGUUUAGCUAAGGAUCAAGAUAAAGAUGAUGAUUCUGACCAUCAUGUGGACAUGGUUUCUGGGAAUGUGCAACUUAUUACCACAAAAGAAUCUUGGGACCAAAAGUUGCAAGAAUCAUCGAAGGAUCACAAAAUUCUGAUUGCAAAUUUCAGUGCUGCAUGGUGUGGUCCGUGUAAGCUUAUUGCACCAUAUUACUGUGAGUUGUCAGAGAAAUACUCAUCAAUGAUCUUCUUACUAGUUGAUGUGGAUGAACUAACUGAUUUUAGUACUUCCUUGGACAUCAGAGCCACACCAACCUUCUUCUUUUUUAGAGAUGGACAACAAAUUGAUAAACUCGUAGGAGCCAACAAGCCAGAGUUGGCAAAGAAGGUUGCUUUGUUUUCUACUUCAUUUGGUUCCUCAAUACCAAAUUACCAGUAGUACAAUAGUGAUUGUAUUCAUCCUUUGCUACUCAAAUGGGUUUCUUGUAGUGGAACUAAUGUCAGUAUGUAUAGUUAAAACGAAGUUUGUCUUUUGAUGAAAUAUUAAAAGACUAUUGUGCCUUAGUAUUUGACAGAAUUUUACUUU